AUGGGGAGCAGCAGAAACGCCGUCCCCGACGCAUGGGAAGACGACUGGGAGACCCAGGCCGACAAGCAAGAAGCCCAGCCUACGCAAGAAGCCCCGCCGCCGGCACCAAUGACCAAGGCUGAGCGACGAGCACAGCACGCGGAGACAAACCGCAAGCUCUGGGAAUCAGCCGACAACCGCGAAACGUUCCACUUUGUCGAGGCAACCUCCAACGUGCCCCUCGCCUCGACCUUCAAACCCCAGGUCAAGGUCCUCAGCCGCAAGCCCCCGCCGACCGUGGCCCGCCGCGUCGACCCCGUCACGGGCGCCAUCUCGCAGCUCUCGAUCCGCGACGACGACGACGACGACGACGAGGCGGGCGGCAGGGCAAAGGCUGUCCAGCCGACGCCCGAGGAGAUCCGCGCACGGCAGCAGCGCGAGCGCGAAGAGAAGCAGAAGCGGUACGACGAGGCGCGGGCCAAGAUCUUUGGCGAGUCGAACCCCCUCGUCCGGGACCACGAGUCCUGCGGGCCCCGGGCACCGGUCACGCCGCCGCGGAACCGAUUCGCGCGGGGCCCAGGCGGGCGGCCGGGAACUUGUCCGGGGGCGGGGAGGCCCGGAACCAGCCGGCAAGAAAACCAACAGCAGCAGCAGCAGCAGCAAGACCGGGGGGGGAGACGGCUUGGUUUUCCGCCCCGAAAGCCAAAACGGGCCCCGAAAAUGAGAAAGCUUUACCAACCCCAAUUUUUGGCCGAAACCGGGGUUCCCCCCUGCAAAGGGGGGCGCCGCAGCCCCCCAAUUCUUGGAAGAAUUCGCCCAGGUUUUCAAGAACACCGAGCGGGGAUUCCGGCACCAGGGGACCGGACGGCAGUGACGGGGCGCUCGGGGAGCAAAGAGGCUUGA
Verticillium alfalfae VaMs.102 is the source of this 882-nucleotide messenger RNA. RefSeq lists its product as hypothetical. The record is from RefSeq and is a predicted model, not a curated record. The transcript is spliced from 2 exons. Lineage: Eukaryota; Fungi; Ascomycota; Sordariomycetes; Glomerellales; Plectosphaerellaceae. The coding region runs from base 1 to 882 and encodes 293 amino acids.